Molecule: messenger RNA, 496 nt
Organism: Eurytemora carolleeae
Lineage: Eukaryota; Metazoa; Arthropoda; Copepoda; Calanoida; Temoridae
Exons: 4
Coding region: 65-481 (138 amino acids)
Source: RefSeq, a predicted model, not a curated record
AGAAAGUCUAUAUGUGGAAAGGGGUUGGCGUUCUCAGACCUCAGUGAUUUUAAAAUCUUUAAUUAUGAAUAAGUUUUCUCUCAAUCCUUUCUUCUUUUCUCUCCUGGUUCUGCUCCUGGUUCUUGUCGGAGAAGGAUCCAUGUGCCAAUCCCCAAUAUGUGCCAAUAGACAAGAAUUUAAGCAAUUUACAAAACAAAAUAUUAAGACUGAGAUUCUGAGAAAGCUUGGACUGAACUCUGCUCCUAAUGUGACUCUAUCCCAGAUCCCUGGAAGCCACCAUAUCAAAAACAUGAUUCGCAAGAUGGAAACAGAAUCCGAGGAAGGGAUGCUUUCUGAUCAGGGAGCUAACUUCGAUGACGAUCACUUCCAGGCAAAAGAGAUCACCAUCCUUCCUUCAAAAUGUAAGUACCUUUCUCCCCCCGCCCUCCUCCUUGCUCUGUAUUACCCUACAUCGAAUUCAUUAUUUGUAGAAAGAAAAUAAGAAGUAAAGAAUGUU